AUGGAUGUUGUUCAACAAACAUAUGGUUUAAAUCAAACUGAUCAACCAUCAUCGGAUCAUCAGUUAACAAAAUAUUUAAAUAUAACAUGUAAUGAUUCGAAAUCAAUAGAAAACCAUCAUAAUUUAUCACCUCAAUCAACAAUUGAAUCAUUGGAUUUCACUAUAAAUGAAUCAAAAAAUUCACCAAAAUCAGAUAUAAAAUGUUCUAAUGAUAAAUCAAAACAAGAUUUCUCUCAAAUAAAAUUAUUAUCUAAUUCAUUUAAUACUAUCAUUAAUGAUAAGGAAAAUUUAAAUUAUUAUCAUCAAUAUAAUAAUAAUAAUAUGAAUAAAUGUUUCGAUGUAACUGAUUGUUAUCAAUCACAAGAAACGGAUCAUUUUUCAGAUUCAUUCAAUAGUUCUACCUCUUGUACAUCAACAUCCCAUUAUAUUCAAAUUCAAGAAGAUGGUAUAGAUAAUACAGAUAGAGAAGAACUUGAAAUUCGUCGUAAACGACGUAAACAAAUAUUACCACAGCAGAAUUUUCAUUUUACUCCAGUUAUAACUAAUAAUAUGGAUGAUUUAAUGGAAAUUAAUGACAUAUCAAACGAAAAUGAUAUGACCAGAUUCAUAGAUUAUGAAUUAGAUGACAGUGUAAGUUAUCAACCAAAAAUAAGAAAAUUAUCUAAAUGUUCAUCAAAAAACGAAGUGGAGCAUUUAGAAAGUGAAGAAUUAGAAGAAGUGAAAGAAACAGAACAUACAGAAGAGAAUAUAGAGAAUAAAGAUGUUGUAGAAAUGAAUUCAGAUGUUCAAAUGAUUAAUGCUGAUGAUGACCAUAUACUUAAUCAAACAGAUAAAUUAUUCAAUAAAAGUUUCUCUCCUACUAUUAACAUAAAUUCAGAAUAUAAUAAAUUAAUUAGUGAAUUAAGUCAAUAUGCCGUAGAAGCAUUUCGUCGAAGUUUAACAAAUAAAUCGACUAAAGUACAAAAAGGUUUAGAUAAUGAAAUGAAUAGAAACAGUUGUAGCGGUGAUAUCGAUGGCGGUAACACCACUACUACUUCUAUUAAUAAUAAUAAUAAUGAUAAUAAUAAUAACACAGAAGAAAGAAUUAUUGAACAGACGUUAUUAAAACUUGAACCGCAUAUAUCUGAAUUAGUUGGUCAAUCGUUAAGAACAAGUAUUGAAACAAUAAAAAAAGAAAUGUUAUCGAAUUUUAAAAGAAUCAAUAAUCAUUCAUCUAUGAAUCUAUUACAUAAUCAAUCUGAAACUAAUGAAAAUAAUAAAACAUUAGAAAUUACAAAUCAAGAAAUAUUUCCUGAAACAUUUCAACAUUUCAAUGAUCCACAUAAAGAUGAUACUAAUUCUAAUGAAGAAAUGAAACCAAAUCAUUCAAUUGAAAUAGUACCUAUGGAAAAAAUGGAUCAUUUAACUAAUAAUUUAAAACAACAUUUACAUAAUACAACAAUAAAUACAAAUAAACAAAUGAAUAAUAAUAAUAAUAAUAAUAAAAUAUUACCAUCUAAUAAUAUAAUGGAUCAAUCUAUAGAAAAUGAUCAAAUUUCUAUCAUAAAUAAUCAUUUACCAAAUAUAGUAACUCAUUCAAAUGAUCAUAUUCAAUCGGCUUAUAAAACAUUACUGACAAAUAAUAUAUUAAAAUUACCUAUAAAUAAUCUUACAUUCAAUUCAAUGAAUCAUAUGAAUCCAGCCUAUUCAACUUGUAAUACUGAUCAAAAUGAUUCUAUUAAUAAUUGUAUAGAUACAAUUGAUUUUAAUAAACAAAUCAUACAUAGUAUCCAUGAAGAAAAAGAAAAAUCAUUACAAUUUCCUUCAUUUUUCACUAAUUUGAAUGACAAUAAUAAUCAAAUAUAUUCAAGAAUUUCAUCUAAUGAUCUAUCUAUGAUUAAUACGAAUUCACCUCCGUCUUUAUCCCAGUCAGUUGACUAUAUUAAUUCUAAUCAAUCAGUUGAUAUUAAUUCAUCUGAAAAUGUUACCUCAUCAAUGUUGACUAAUACUACCACUUCAACAUCUUCAUCGUGUGAUCCUGUGACGGCAGCGGCCGCCGCUGCUGCUUUAGCUAAUGUCUUAGGAUUUCCAAUUCCAUACAGUUGGUCACCGAAAACAUUAACUGAUAUGCAAGAUGCUUAUGGAUUACUAUCAAAUCCAUAUUAUCAUUGGCCGUGGAAACUUCUUAAUUCUUCUUAUGCAUCAAAAUAUUCUGAUCAAAAUACACUUCUUCAAUCUAGUUCACUAGUCAAUAAUACUAUGAAUAUUAUAAAGCAAUUGAAUAAAAUAAACCCGGUCUCAACAUUGAAUUCUUGUUCGAAAUCAAAAUUUCCAUUUAAUGACGAAAAUAAACAAAACAAUAUAAUGAUGUUCAACGAUACAACUUCUUUGUCAACACAAGCAAUGUCAUCAGAUGAACAGGUAGAAGCUAUACCUUUAAUAGUAAGACAUGACAGAAAAAUAAAUAAAUCUGGUUCAGUCGUAAAUAGUAAUAGUAUCAUGUAUACCAGCUGUUCAUCAAAUUUGACAACUAGUACUAGCGUAACAACGGCACCAAUAACAAAUGAGAGUAAUUCAUUUCAUGGACCAAAUAUUAGUCGCAGAAGACGCACUAAAGUUACUGACACACGUCUAAGUCAUUCACGUGCUUCACGUUAUCCAAAUAAUGCAUUUUCGAAUUGUACAAUGACGAAUUCUGUCAUGCACCAAAACAAUCGACAUUAUCAUAAUCAACCAAUAUCACAACAACAGUCACUUCUUCAAUCAACUUCAGACAUUAUUGACUUUGGGCAGGCAUUAAAUUUGGUCACAUCAACUUCUACAUCUUUUGGAUUGAGUGGGAACCAACUGCAAACUGAUGAUAAAGAAUCCUUACUUAUAAGCCAAAAUCUUUUACCGGGUAUAAAUCCGGCCAAAUAUCGCAACACUGUUAUUUCUACCAGUACUACUACUUGUAGUAAUAUCAACAGUACGAGUGAUUUAAAAUUAGAUGAUUUCUAUUCUGCUAAGUAUCGAUCAGAAAAUCAAAUUCAUAGUGGUGGUAGUAAUAAUAGUAGUCCAUCACCAAUUUCAUUACGUCUUUCAGGCUAUUCAAAAGAAAUGACUGAUAAUACCUCAGAAAAUCCGAAGGGACGUUGUCAUAAAAAUGUAGACAUUUCAGAAUCAGACAAGAAUAUCGAUUAUCAGCUUAACGGAGUGGAUGAGAAGUUACAUUGUUUGAAUACACUUCAGGAAUACAAAUCAAUUGAAAAAAUGUUUUCGAAAACAUUGAAAAGUUAUCCAUUAUCUCUAAAAUCAAAUUUACUUAAUAAUAUCGGUACACUACCUGCAGUUAUGAAUACUGUUUCCACUUCCACAUCCUCCACUUAUUCUCCAUCGGUUUUCAAAGAUAUAAAUACGUCAUUGGUAGUGACCUCUUCAACAUCACUAUCCAUCUCUUCUACAUUCCCUACAUCAUCUACUACUUCUUCUGUGUCUAUCACUUACCCUUGUGCAUCAGUUUGUUCAGACAUUAAUCAACGUAAAUUUUUGUCAAGAUUCAAUCAAAUUUGUCUGUUAAAUUCACGCCUCCCUAACUCAUUACCACCUAUUCCUCCGAUCUUUUUCAAUCCUACAGAAGAUACAAUUAACAAUAAUUUCAAUCAUAUCAGUAAUAAUAAUACAAACAAUACAAAUAAAUUUUCCACCAGUAAUUUUUACGAUUAUACAAGUAUACAGAAUGAUGGACAAGAAAGACAACAACAGUCACUUUCACAUAGUUUUGGAGCAAAAACUAAUAUUAACUAUUCUCAGCCACAUAAUAUUUCUUUAUCAUCGUCUCUUCCUUGCAAAUCUCCCAGUCCAUACUCAUUAUCUUCAAAAUCAUCUAUAUUUUCACCAUCACAAUCGUUAACAUCAGUCAUAGGAAGCAUCGAUUAUAAUAGUGUUAUUACUACUGCUGCCAAUAAUAGUAUUGACCAUAACAAUACUAAUAUGACAACUGUAUGUAGUUCACAAAAUAAACAUCACCGUCCACAACAAAAUCUACCCAAUUUAAAUAGUAAACAGCAUCAUAAUCACAUAAGUUACAUAAACAAAUUAUACGAUAAAUUAAAUGCAAGUGAAAAUCUACUCAAUAUAAAGCUUGACAAAUCACUAUUAUUGAACAAUAAUUUUAGUAGUGAAUCAACCAGUGGGAUUACACUAUCAGAAUCUUAUCAAAAUCAACUAAUUAAUUAUUCACAUGAACUACGAAUGACAACAACUUUAACACCGGUACAUUUACGUAAAGCAAAAUUGAUGUUUUUUUAUACACGAUAUCCGAAUUCAACACUUAUUAAAAUGUAUUUCCCUGAUGUGAAAUUCUAUAAAAAUAAUACAGCUCAGUUAGUGAAAUGGUUUAGUAAUUUUCGGGAAUUUUACUACAUUCAAAUGGAGAAAUAUGCACGAGUCGCCAUAUCUGAAGGAAUACGUAUUGCUGAUGAAAUUCAUGUAACAAUUGAAUCUGAAAUCUACAGAGCUUUAAAUUUGCAUUAUAAUCGUAAUCAACAAUUAGAGGUACCAGAUCAUUUUCGUAUUGUUGUUGAAGCAACAUUACGUGAAUUUUUCAAUGCACUUUAUACUGGUAAAGAUUCAGAACAAUCAUGGAAAAAACCAAUUUAUAAAGUUAUAGCUAGAAUGGAUCAACCAGUUCCAGAAUUUUUCAAAAGUCCUAAUUGGAUGGAUCAAUUAGCUGAUGGAUAAAUAAGAAGAAAAACAAAGUAAUCAGUUGAUUACUUAUUAUUAUGUUUCAAAUUACAAAAAUAUCAUAUAGACGAAUACCUACUCGACUAAUAAACAUGAUCUUCAUAAUUCAAAUAACAAUUUCAUCACCUGAAAUCAUUAUGAAUAUAAUAUAUUUCAUCAUACAACUUAGAAUUUAGUAAACAACCCCUCCCCCCAAAAAGGCACUUGUUCUUUCAUUCCCUAUAAACUAAACUUAGCAAAACAAUUUGAUUCCAUUUUUUUAAACAAAC
Molecule: messenger RNA, 4973 nt
Organism: Schistosoma guineensis
Lineage: Eukaryota; Metazoa; Platyhelminthes; Trematoda; Strigeidida; Schistosomatidae
Source: the annotation of a GenBank genome assembly